Perca flavescens (yellow perch) is the source of this 2409-nucleotide messenger RNA. It is a transcript of the gene eif2s2, whose product is annotated as eukaryotic translation initiation factor 2, subunit 2 beta. The transcript has 9 exons. The record is from RefSeq and is a predicted model, not a curated record. Gene Ontology annotation, molecular function: mRNA binding; translation initiation factor activity; translation initiation factor binding. Bases 138 to 1136 code for a protein of 332 amino acids. NCBI's taxonomy places the organism in Eukaryota, Metazoa, Chordata, Actinopteri, Perciformes, Percidae. Gene Ontology annotation, cellular component: eukaryotic translation initiation factor 2 complex. Gene Ontology annotation, biological process: translational initiation; formation of translation preinitiation complex.
AUGACGCCCGGAUUUGGCGACUUCACGCUUGCGUAUUGCGGAUCCAACGCUGAUGCAAGACAUUUUCGGCGCAGCGUUGUGGGGCUGAUCGAGGAACAAAAAGUAGCCAGAUUGCAGUCACUUUUCAGCCCGCAAACAUGUCAGGAGACGAGAUGAUUUUUGAUCCCAACAUGACCAAGAAGAAGAAGAAGAAGAAGAAGCCCUUCAUGCUGGAUGAGGAAGGAGGAGAAGGUGUGGGAGGAGAAGAGGCUAGAGAGGUGGAGGCGAAGGAGGCCGAACCAGAGCCGGGAGACGACAAGGAGCUGGAUCUAGAAGAAGAUGAAUGCAGGAAGAAAGAGCCGUCCGAUGAUUUGAACGACUUGAACUUCUUCAACCAGAAGAAAAAGAAGAAGAAACCUAAGAAAGUGUUUGAGAAUGAUGUCGAGGAGGGAUUAAAGGAGCUGAAAAUUGAAGGAGAGCAGCCAGAGGUGCUGGAGGAGGACAACCUGGACCUAAUGCUUCCUACCAAAAAGAAGAAGUCAAAGAAAGUGGACUUUGAUGAGGGAGAGUUGCUGGAGAAGGAUGACACAUUAGAAGAUGAUGAGGGGAAGAACAAUGAUGGGAUCUCAUUCAGCUCCUCCACAGGACCAACCUGGGCCGGCACUGAAAGAGACUACACUUAUGAUGAGCUCCUGAACAGAGUCUUCAACAUUAUGAGAGAGAAGAACCCGGACAUGGUGGCCGGAGAGAAGAGGAAGUUUGUGAUGAAGCCUCCUCAGGUGGUCCGAGUGGGAACCAAGAAAACCUCCUUUGUCAACUUCACAGACAUCUGCAAACUGUUGCAUCGUCAGCCCAAACAUCUCCUCGCUUUCUUGUUGGCUGAGCUGGGAACAAGUGGUUCCAUAGAUGGAAAUAACCAGCUUGUGAUCAAAGGCAGAUUUCAACAGAAACAGAUAGAAAAUGUGUUAAGAAGAUAUAUCAAGGAAUACGUGACGUGUCACACCUGCCGCUCCCCAGAGACCAUCCUGCAGAAGGACACUCGCCUCUAUUUCCUGCAGUGUGAAACGUGCCACUCCCGCUGCUCCGUCGCCAGCAUCAAAACCGGCUUCCAGGCUGUGACGGGCAAGAGGGCGCAGCUCCGCGCCAAAGCCAACUAAAGACCACCGAAACUGGGCUCCCCCUCCUCUCUCGGCCUCCCCUUUCUCCUCAGAGGGGCUGCGGCUGGGGUUGGACGCCCCCUUGAUUCGCUAAAAGGACUCUCUGAAUCGAACUGUGGGAGGGUUUGGCUGUUGUUAAGUUGUCGUGGCCUGGCAGGGAGUGAGAGAGUAUCUGAAGAUGAACAGAUGGGGUUCAGGCACCGUAAGCAGAUGAUGUGUACCACAUACACUGUUGGAUGCAUUUGAUUUGUUGUGAUCUGGCUGACGAAUCCUCCACCUCCUAGUUUUUUUUUUUUUUUCUCUCCAUUUGCUGUGCUUCUUGAUUCCUGCAAGAAAACCCUGCUUUAAUGUGGCUUCCUCAUUCUUUCCUCUCCAAUUUACAUACACCAGACAUGAAUGUUUCUUUGUAUAAGGAAUCGUUUAUCCAUGCAACCAGCCAAAUUGCAGUAAAGCUAAGUUUAUCUACAAUAACAAGAGCGUAGUUGCUCUGGUAUUUGUAGUCGUGUGGCUAAUGCGGUCACCUCUUUAUUCUUAAAUCCCACAUUGCUUAAACUCAAGGUUGUGUUCCUGUUUCUGGACUGGCCUAGAAAUUACAAAACUGUCAGUGCAGAAUUUUGUGCUCUAGAUUCAAAGAUAGAACUCAAAAUCACCGGGCUGGGCGUACAGGAAGAUUUGUUGCUGUAGCUAGUCUGUGACCGGCUCAUUACACCGGCCUCGUUUUGAUCAUCUUAUAGCAGGAGAUGACCACAAAGUCGAACAACCAGGGAUUGAUAAAGGAGAGAGCACCUUCCUACUGAAUACUUUAAAAGAGGUUGUGUGUUUGACAGACAGAAUUAUACAGUGUGUUUGUGAGUGCUUUUGUGGCAUUGAUGAGCAAUUGUGUACUUCAUUAUUUCUUCCUUUUGACUUCUGAAGUUAAGAUCAACCCAUUUUAUCAAACAUUGGAAAUUUUAUGGAAAAUUGAAUAAAAUCAAUUUUUGUCAAGAAGAGCAGGUUUUUUUGAGCUCAUGCCAUUCCCUUAAAACCCAAAUGCUUCUCCCCUAAAAACAGCCUGUGAGAAGGCACCUCGGAUCAGUCUUCUUUAACAGGUCUUUAUUUACACCACAAGCUAAUCAGGAUAUGAAGAGUGAGUCCAAUGAUACUCAAUACUACAUGAUUUACACGAUAUUGGUUAUCUUCUUGUUUGAGAAGAAUGUGGAUGAGAAGGUCUGGCUGGAAUUGUUUUAAAACCUGGUUUUUACAAAAAUAAAAUAUUCUACUCUCUCGCUCUCCA